AAAAAACUCAGGGGGAGGCCAAGGAAAUAGUGCAGAGAUCCCCAUUAACCAACGAUGGCUUUGGUGCGGCCUGGAAAAAUCUUUGUGACAGUUGAGAGUGAAUGCGGUAGCUCCAUCAAGAAACUGCAACGCGACAUAAAUAAUUGCAUCUCGUCGCUUCAGUGUCAUCAGAUUGAUGUUUCAAAUUGGGAUGCAAUAUUCACAUAUUUGUGUUCGACAAAACUGCCAGAAACGACACUGGCACUAUGGGAGCAAACCAUAGAAAAUAAAACUGAGAUUUCCAAAUGGGUAGAUAUGGAUAAAUUCCUAUCCAAUCGGUUUCAAACACUGGAAACCGUGACAGGUCUUAAGGGAGAUAUCGUUUCGAAACCUAAACCACCAAGCUCUCGGAAUUCUGCAGAGACGCCUGCAAAAAAGCUUGGCGCCUUUCAAGCCAGUGUAGCAAAGGCAACAUGUAAAAUGUGCAACAGCAAUGUACACAAGCUAUCAAAGUGCGACAGAUUUUUGCGUCUAAAGCCGACGGAGCGAGUAGAUUACGUGAAGAGCAUUCGCAGUUGCUUGAAUUGUUUAUCUGCUGGGCACACAGUCUCAAGAUGUACCAGCUCAUUUAACUGCAGCACUUGUCAUUCGAGACAUCACAAGUUGCUCCAUAUGCCAAUUCAGCCAAAAGCGACAACUGAUCCAUCGGGUAGCGUGGAAUCUACUCCAAACCAGGCUCAAUCAAGACGCGAAUCUGAAAAAGGAAGCAUAAAAUCGGUUAAAAAUGUAAAUUCUUGUUACGCAAAUACAAGUAAAGGAGUUUUGUUAGGAACAGCACGCGUAAACAUACACUAUAAUGGUAUACAUUUUUCGGCUAGAGCGCUUAUAGAUUCUGGUUCUGAGUGCUCGUUCAUUACUGAGACUCAAACGGAGAAUCAACCUGCCAUCAAAACGCUUGCAUGCCCAAGUUUCGGGCAUCAAUAACUCUAUAUCUGCGCAGGUAAAAGAAGCGUGUGCUA
This is a messenger RNA of Rhagoletis zephyria (snowberry fruit fly), 998 nucleotides long. RefSeq lists its product as uncharacterized. NCBI's taxonomy places the organism in Eukaryota, Metazoa, Arthropoda, Insecta, Diptera, Tephritidae. The record is from RefSeq and is a predicted model, not a curated record.